Molecule: messenger RNA, 870 nt
Organism: Thamnophis sirtalis
Lineage: Eukaryota; Metazoa; Chordata; Lepidosauria; Squamata; Natricidae
Source: RefSeq, a predicted model, not a curated record
UUGCAAAGCUGGCGCCGGCGGAGCAAUGGAAGCGAAGGCGUUUCUGCGGGCAUCGUGCCUUUGCCGUCUGCGGACAGCGACGGCGAGAGGCACACCCGGCGGGCUCUGGUUCCGCCGCCGCUUCAGCCCUUCGGCGCCCGGGACUGUGGGGUCUCGUCCCGCCACGGGUCCCGGAGCCCUCAGCCCUUUCGACCGGCAGAUGAAGAGGAAGCAAAAGAAUUGGGCAGCCGGGCAGCCUCACGCGGAGCGCUGCGAGUACCUGCGGGAAGAGGACAUUUCCCCUUGCUUUGGACCUUGGGUGUGGGCGAAGCUACAUUGCUCAGCAUUUAAACAAGGAUGUUGUUGAAAGGCUUUUUCAAUCGGAUGUCGCUGAAAACGCUCUGAAGAACACAAUAGAUUCAGAAAUACCAAGAGUCAAUAUCAUAGCGGAUGAAGAAUUUCUUCCUUUCAAAGAAAACACAUUUAAUCUUGUUGUCAGCAGUCUGAGUUUGCAUUGGGUCAAUGAUCUUCCCAAAGCCUUGCAUGAAGUACACCGAGUCCUUAAACCUGAUGGAGUAUUUAUUGGUUCUAUGUUUGGGGGAGACACACUCUUUGAGCUUCGCUGCUCUUUGCAACUAGCAGAACUAGAAAGAGAAGGUGGAUUUUCCCCACAUGUAUCCCCUUUUACAGCUGUGAAUGAUCUAGGACAUCUACUGGGAAGAGCUGGCUUCAACACACUGACAGUGGAUUCAGAUGAAAUCCAAGUUAACUAUCCAGGAAUGUUUGAAGUUAUGGCUGAUCUACAAGGUAUGGGAGAAAGUAAUUGCUGUUGGAACAGGAAAACUAUGAUACAUAGAGCGACUAUGUUGGCAGCUGCAACAAUAUAUAAAG